This is a messenger RNA of Triticum aestivum (bread wheat), 429 nucleotides long. Its product is annotated as brassinosteroid-responsive RING protein 1-like. Gene Ontology annotation, molecular function: ubiquitin protein ligase activity. The record is from RefSeq and is a predicted model, not a curated record. NCBI's taxonomy places the organism in Eukaryota, Viridiplantae, Streptophyta, Magnoliopsida, Poales, Poaceae. Bases 1 to 429 code for a protein of 142 amino acids. Gene Ontology annotation, biological process: protein ubiquitination. The transcript has 2 exons.
AUGGGCUUCCCCCCGGCGGUGCCCAGGCUCCUGCCCAACCUCCUCUUCCUGCUUACCCACCUGCGCCGCCUCUCCUCCUGGCUGCUCGGCGCCGGCAUUGACCACCCAAACAACUCAGACUCAGACCACCACCACCACCACCACGGCCUCAAGGAGCUGGAGGAGCACUGCCCGGCCGUGCGCUUCGACGAGCUCUCCGUAUCCAACGACGGCACCAGCCCCGGGAUGCCCAUCCUCCCAGAGGGAUGCGUGGUGUGCCUCAGCGACUUCCACGGCACCGCGUGUGUGCGCCGGCCGCGGCGGUGCCGGCACGUCUUUCACUUUGGCUGCCUCGACCGCUGGGCCGCUCACGGCCACAGAACCUGCCCGCUCUGCCGGGCUCCGUUCCUCCCGCCCUUCCUCCUGCCCAUGCCAGUCCCGACGUCGUGA